CCAUGGGCACUUCCUGGGGCACUUACGAACUGUCUGUUGACCAUCAGGCCCCACUAAAGGACUGGAGUCUGCGGUUGCCUAGAAACGGCGCAAGCCGCCUUCACUCAGUUUUCCGCCUCCGACUUCCCCAAGGGCAUUUCCGGUUCCGGCUGCGGGCCGGAGAAGAUAUGGCGGCGUCUGCGUCGGCAGCAGCAGGGGAGGAGGACUGGGUCCUCCCCUCUGAAGUCGAAGUAUUAGAGUCUAUCUAUCUGGAUGAACUACAGGUGAUUAAAGGAAAUGGCAGGUCUUCACCAUGGGAGAUCUACAUAACUUUGCACCCUGCCACUGCAGAGGACCAGGAUUCACAGUAUGUCUGCUUUACUCUGGUGCUUCAGGUCCCAGCAGAGUAUCCCCAUGAGGUGCCACAAAUCUCUAUCCGUAAUCCCCGAGGACUCUCAGAUGAACAGAUCCACACGAUCUCACAGGCGCUGGGCCACGUGGCCAAGGCUGGGUUGGGCACUGCCAUGCUCUAUGAACUCAUUGAGAAAGGGAAGGAAAUUCUCACAGAUAACAACAUCCCCCACGGACAGUGUGUCAUCUGCCUCUAUGGUUUCCAGGAGAAGGAGGCCUUUACUAAAACGCCCUGUUACCACUACUUCCAUUGCCAUUGCCUUGCUCGGUACAUCCAGCACAUGGAGCAAGAGCUGAAGGCACAAGGACAGGAACAAGAACAGGAACGGCAACAUGCUGCAACCAAACAGGCAGUCGGUGUGCAGUGUCCAGUGUGCAGAGAGCCCCUCGUGUACGACCUUGCCUCACUGAAAGCAGCCCCUGAACCCCAACAGCCCAUGGAGCUAUACCAGCCCAAUGCAGAGAGCUUGCGCCAGCAAGAAGAGCGCAAGCGGCUCUACCAGAGGCAACAGGAGCGGGGAGGCAUCAUUGACCUUGAGGCUGAGCGAAACCGGUACUUCAUCAGCCUUCAGCAGCCUCCUGCCCCUUUGGAACCUGAGUCAGCUAUAGAUGUCUCCACAGGAUCCCACCCACCCAGUGCCCUUGCUGCAGAACUGUCCACCUCAACAACUGCCCAGUCUACCCUGCCAACUCCUCUGCCUGUGGCCACUCAGUACAUGUGUGAGAAGACUCAAGGGGCUGGGCCACCUCAGAGGUUGGGCGAGACCCAGAAAGCUAUGCUAGAUACCCCCCAGCCCACUCGAGGCCCCUGGCGACAGCCCGAACGGAGGCACCUGAAGGGAGGGCAAUGCUGUGCCCCCAAAGGUACCAGUAACACCCAGGAACUGCCACCUCCUGAGAGGCCCCUCAAAGAGUCCAUGGACCUAAAGCUAGGACCCCAUAACCAAGGGGUUGAAGGUCCUCCCCAAGAGAAGGGGCCCAGCAGCUGGCAGGGUCCCCCACCCCGCAGGACUCGGGACUGUGCUCGCUGGGAGCGCUCCAAAGGCCGGACACCAGGUUCUUCCUACCCCCGCCUUCCUCGGGGCCAGGGAGCAUACCGGCCUGGUACUCGGAGGGAGCCCCUGGGCCUGGAAUCUGAGGAUGGUUCCUAGCAGUACUGUGGGGGGACAGGGAGUUGGGGAUGGGAGGGGGGCAAUAAAGAUAUUUGGCCUUGUUUGGCUUUCUUCAUUCAGCAG
Molecule: messenger RNA, 1625 nt
Organism: Microcebus murinus (gray mouse lemur)
Lineage: Eukaryota; Metazoa; Chordata; Mammalia; Primates; Cheirogaleidae
Source: RefSeq, a predicted model, not a curated record